Messenger RNA from Manihot esculenta (cassava), 1399 nucleotides. Its product is annotated as ras-related protein RHN1. The record is from RefSeq and is a predicted model, not a curated record. The transcript is spliced from 8 exons. Lineage: Eukaryota; Viridiplantae; Streptophyta; Magnoliopsida; Malpighiales; Euphorbiaceae. Bases 583 to 1182 code for a protein of 199 amino acids. Gene Ontology annotation, molecular function: GTPase activity; GTP binding.
CUGGAUUCUGUUCCUCUCUGGGACGAUAUUGUGAUCCUAAACCGGUUGAGACAGCCCAAAGGAUAAUCUGUGUCUAUGGCAAAACAGGAGAUUCUGGGAAGAUCCGAAGUCAAGCAGCAAUUAGGACGGAACAUUCUAUCGGUUUAAUUUCGAUUUUUUAAUAAUUUUUUUAAAAAUUUAUGUUUAGUAUUUUAAAUCUCUAUUUAUUUAAAAAAUUAGAAAAGAAAACAUUUCGGAUGGAUAAAGCAAGGAGAAUGGAAGAAGGACAAAAACGCAGACAGCUUGAACUUACCAGUCAACCAACAAACUACCAGUCUGCUAGUAUGCAUGAAAAGUACUAUUUGCCACUAAUAUUUUGCUUGCUCCAGCAUACACACGCUCAUUCAUUCAACGAAAUGCACCAUUAAGUCUCAGUGGAAACAGCAAUUUCGGCUCUGUUAAUACCAUUUCUUCCCAUCCCACCGCCCUUUAUACACUUUGUGCUAAUUUUUCUUUUUUUUUUUGCCUUAGUUUGGUUUCGCUUUCAACUGUAAUCCAAAAAUUAUUAUCUCUGUCUCUCUCUGCAAUUUUCAUCGAUUGGCAAUGGCAAGAACAAGCAACAAGAACAUACAAGCCAAGCUGGUACUUCUUGGGGAUAUGGGGACUGGAAAAACAAGUUUGGUACUGAGAUUUGUCAAAGGCCAAUUUUUCGAUUUCCAGGAAUCAACAAUUGGAGCAGCCUUUUUCACUCAGGUUUUGUCACUAAAUGAGGCAACCAUAAAGUUUGAUAUAUGGGAUACAGCAGGGCAGGAAAGAUACCAUAGCUUGGCUCCCAUGUACUACCGUGGUGCAGCAGCUGCUGUUGUGGUCUAUGAUAUCACAAGCAUGGAAUCAUUUGAACGGGCCAAAAAAUGGGUUCUAGAAUUACAAAGACAAGGUAAUCCAAAUUUGAUAAUGUUCUUGGCUGCAAACAAAGCUGACCUGGAAGAGAAGAGAAAAGUUGCAAUUGAGGAAGGUGAGCAAUAUGCUAAAGAAAAUGGCCUGGUUUUUCUUGAAACAUCUGCAAAAACUGCACAGAAUGUCAAUGAGCUCUUUUAUGAAAUAGCUAAGGAAUUGGUAAAAGCUGCACCUUCGCGUCCAACCGGGAUGAAAUUGCACACCAGACAACAAGAAAGUGGAAGAAGAAUGUUCUGUUGCUCUUAAAUUAGUGACGAUAUGUCAUCUACUUGAGUUCCUCAACUAUUCGCGAGGACGCUGGCGUAUGAGAAAAAUGCAUUGUGGUUCAUCAGCAUUGAAGAUUAAGCAGCUCUGCUCUCUGCAGAAUGAAAUUUCUUGUGAAAGUCUAUUGUAUAAUGUACGUAUUUGUUACUUUUUCAAAUACAAAUUGUUUUAUGACAUUACAAAACAUUAACAUGCUCAA